Molecule: messenger RNA, 2616 nt
Organism: Gamsiella multidivaricata
Lineage: Eukaryota; Fungi; Mortierellomycota; Mortierellomycetes; Mortierellales; Mortierellaceae
Product: glutamine synthetase type III N terminal-domain-containing protein
Exons: 2
Coding region: 181-2460 (759 amino acids)
Molecular function (GO): glutamine synthetase activity
Source: RefSeq, a predicted model, not a curated record
CUUUCCUUUCCUUUCCUUUCCUCCAUUCCCCACUACAACUCCACCGCCCCCCCCCCUUCCCAUCUUCCCUUCCCUCCCCCUACGUCCUCGUGUGCACUCGACCCAGCAGGACUCUCUCUGUCUCUUCCUCUCACCUCCACAUUGCCGUUUCCCCCUCCUAACUAACACCCACAUACAAACAUGUCUCUGAACAGCGCCCGUGUCAAUUCCCUGAGGGACAUCAUCGAUCGCCCCACAAGAAAGAUCGCCUACCCAAAGAAGCCCGAUGGCAAGCCCGUCUACACCUCCGAGUUCUUUGGCGAAAACGUCUUCCAUCUCCAGCAGAUCGCCAAGGCCCUGCCCAAGCCCGCCUAUGCCUCCUUCCUCAAGCAGAUGCGUGGUCGUCAGGCCCUGGAUCGCUCCACCGCUGAUGCCAUUGCCCACGCUGUCCGCAUCUGGGCCAUGGACCGCGGUGCGACCCAUUUCACCCACUGGUUCCAGCCCCAGACCGGCACCACUGCCGAGAAGCACGAUGCCUUCCUCACGCUCAAGUCCACGUUUACAGCCGCUGGCGAGGAGGUCACUGCAAUUGAUGCCUUCUCCGGAUCCCAGUUGCUCCAGGCCGAGCCUGAUGCCUCGUCCUUCCCCUCCGGAGGCAUGCGCACCACCUUCGAGGCCCGUGGCUACACCGUCUGGGACACCACCUCACCCAUGUUCAUCCAGGAGGGCCCCCAUGGCACCUCGGUUCUCUACAUCCCCUCCAUCUUCAUCUCCUACAACGGCGAUGCCCUCGAUGAAAAGACCGUCCUCCUCCGCUCGACCGAGCAGAUCUCAAAGUCUGCCAGCGAGCUCCUCAACCUCAUCGACCCCGUCCCCGUCGGCGCCCAGCCAAAGAUCAGCCACGUCCUCACCACCCUCGGAACCGAGCAGGAGUACUUCUUGAUCGAUCGCUCCCUCUACGCCCUCCGUCCCGAUCUCAAGACUACCGGACGCACCCUCAUCGGAAACCUGCCCCCCAAGCACCAGCAGAUGGACGACCACUACUUUGGACGUGUCCCCUCCAAGGUCAUGGCCACCAUGUCCGAGGCCGAACUCGAGCUCUUCCGUCUUGGUGUUCCUGUCAAGACCCGCCAUAACGAGGUCGCCCCUCAGCAGUUCGAACUUGCCCCCAUCUUCGAGGAGGCCUCGCUCGCGGUUGACCACAACCUUUUGACCAUGGACGUCCUCUCCAAGGUCGCACACAAGAACAAGAUGAAGGUUCUUUACCACGAGAAGCCCUUCAAGGGCGUCAACGGAUCCGGAAAGCACUGCAACUGGUCCAUGUCAACGGACAAGGGUGAGAACUUGCUCGACCCCACUGUCAAGCCCGAGACCAACUACCGCUUCUUGCUCAUCCUCGUCUCGGUCCUCCACGCUGUUCAGCAACACGGUGCUCUCUUGCGCACGUCCAUCUCCUCAGCCUCGAACGAGCACCGUCUCGGCGCCUGUGAGGCUCCCCCAUCGAUCCUUUCUAUCUUCCUGGGUCAGCACCUGACCGAGGUCCUGAACUCGAUCGAGGAGAGCCGUCCCAUCAAGAACUUCUCCAUGCCCGAGAUCCAUACAAUCAAGCUCGGAGGUACCGUCCUGGACGUCAAGGUUGCGUCCUUGCCCAGCAUCGCCCGUGAUUUGACCGACCGCAACCGCACCUCGCCCUUCGCCUUCACCGGUAACAAGUUCGAGUUCCGUGCAGUGGGCUCGAAGCAAUCCCCUGCUUUCCCCGUCACGAUCCUCAACGCCGCCGUCGCUUCGGCCCUCGGGGACGUCACUGCGGCCCUUCGCGAGCAGAUGGGCGACAAGCCCUUCCCCUCGGACGCCGACAAGUUGGCGGUUAUCAAGAAGUUCAUUGCCUCGACCAAGAGCAUCUGCUUCGAGGGCGAUGGUUACUCCGAUGCCUGGAUUGCCGAGGCCGAGAAGCGUGGAUUGCCCAACAUCCGCACCUGCCCCGAAGCCUUUGAGCAGCUCCUCAACCCUGCUCACGCUUCCAUGUUGACCAAGCUGGGCAUCUUCUCCCAGACCGAAUUGUCCUCACGCUACCUUAUCAUGAACGAACGCUAUGCCAAGGACUUGCUGGUGGAGGCCAACACCAUGCGCACACUCCUGGCCCAGCAGAUCUUGCCCGCCGUGUUCGAAUACCGCGGUAGCUUGGCCCAGUCCGUCCAGUUGUUGAGCGGUAUCGAGGGUGAGGCCCAGUCUCCAGAAUUGGAGGCCCUCAAGGCCUUGACUCCCGCCGUCAAGGAACUCCAGGCCGGAAUUGUUGCCUUGGACGAGGCGAUUGCCAAGUUGCACGCCAUCCACGAUGAUCCCGUUACGGAGGCCAAGGCUGCCAGCGAUUACAUCAUCCCUGCCAUGCAGGCUGCUCGUGUUGCCGCUGAUAAGUUGGAGGUCUUGACCGCUGACAAGUUCUACCCCAUCCCCCGCUACUCUGAGUUGCUCUGGUUCUAGACGACCGCUUUUAUUACCACACAUAUUCCACUCACAUCCACACCCGCACACCCACACACCCACACAUCACCUGAAUAGAUUGUAGCAUAGUACAGCACUGAAAUGAAGCACUUCGUUUGUAAUAAAUAAGCAAUCCGUCUCGUUUUGUUUUAUUUC